Messenger RNA from Klebsormidium nitens, 1782 nucleotides. NCBI's taxonomy places the organism in Eukaryota, Viridiplantae, Streptophyta, Klebsormidiophyceae, Klebsormidiales, Klebsormidiaceae. The record is from the annotation of a GenBank genome assembly.
AUUAUAUAUAUCCCAUGGGUUGUUGCAUUGGCGCUGAGCUCAUCUUUCAAUGAUCGAAUCUCAUGAGCUUUUUGGAGGCCUUUGCAGACUUUGGGACGCCAUCCGCCUUUGCAGCUCAGUGCUCUAUCGCUUUUACUCAUUACCCCCGCAGGCACGUACGGAAAGAAACCAUCAAGACAAUCACCAGUCAAUCCGUAGUGUUUCCAUUCUUCUGAACGAAAGCUUUGAGAAGCUUCUGGACAGAAGGGACCCCAUUCACCUGACACUUGACAGAAAAACAAGUCUCGGGCAAGAUGACAUGCAGCUGAUGAUGUCAGCGCGAGCAUGAGAUGGCGCCAGCCAUAGCUGGGGCGUCGGGAGGGGGGGACGCUCAGCAGAAGAAGGACAUCUGGAGCUUGAUUCUCGAGCAGAAAAAGGGGGCGGGCAAGGCGAGAGGAGCUGGCGACCUCCCUGACUCGCAUGUCUACUUUGUGGGGGCCGUGCGUGGGGGCAAAUCCACUCUAGUUAGCCGCUUCCUGAAUCCCGACAAGGAGGAGGAGCCUCGUCCCGGACAAGGCCUUGAGUACACGUUUGCAAGGCGCUCAUCUGCGGCGGCAAUUGACAAGAAGGACACGGCUCACCUGUGGGAGCUGUCCGGCGGUCCGGCGCUGUCCAAACAGCUCGCGGACGGCAAGCACGCGUUUCUGCCGAUUACCGCAAUUCCGACCGCGGUCGUCGUGAUCGUACUCGACCUCUCAAACCCGAGCGGCGUUUUGGACACGCUGACGUGCUGGCUGAACAAGACGCAAGAGCGGCUCGACACAUGUUACCGGCUGCUGGAACGGAAGGGAUCCAAGCUGCCGGAGCAACUCAGAGCCCGCGCCAAACAGCGCUUUGGCAGCGAGCACGAGGAUGCGGACGCGGUGCAGCACUCGGGCGUGCCCAUCGUCAUCGUCGGCGCAAAAUACGACGCUUUCAUGAACGCGGAUCCCGAAGUCCGCAAAGUCAUGGCGCGGACGCUCCGGUACAUCGCCCACAGCCGGGGCGCGUCGCUUAUUUACACCGGGGGCUUGGGGCCCCAGCCGCCCGCGUCCUCGCAGCCGGAGGAGGCGGUGAGAAUGCGCGCCACCAGCAAGGCGGCCCUCAACGCAUUGAGAACCGUGCUCAACCACUAUGUCUUCCGCACGGCGCCCUUGAAAAUUGUGGAAGUGGAUCAUACGCGCGCGCUGUGCAUACCCGCAGGUGCGGACCGCUUUCGAGAAAUCGGACGUCCGAAGGGCGGCAGUAGCAGCGCGGACCUGCAAGCGGGUUUGUCGGAGUGGCGGGCCAUUCACACCGCCGUCUUCCCGCCACCCCCCCCGGAAGUGACGGAGCCGCAGUGGAAGCUGGACCGGGACAAGUACGCGGAACCUGAGGUGGAUUCAGUCUUGAUGCAGCUGCAAGCCGGAGACCGGAAAGCAGAAGCCGAGGGACAGGAAGAGAGUAGCAAAGGAGUCCCAGUCCAGCGGUGACAUACAGGCACGCGACGGAGAACGUCUAGACUCUGUCGACUCCGCAUCAACUUCUCUACGUGUUUGCUGUACUUGCCGUUCCUGACGGUUGCGAGGAAUCAUUGACGCCAUGCAGUGUUGCUGUCUGAAUGGUCUGCAAGCGCUAAAUGCUGGUCGUCAAUCAGCCGCAAGCGCAGAAGCCGCGAGGUGGGUUACGAAGGGACCCGUCAAAGAACUUAAGUUCCAGUGCUUAAGAGUUUCAAGGUCUGCUCAUUCGUUUCGCCUCAUGGCAGUGCCGUCGGUCAUGUCGCGC